Messenger RNA from Cooperia oncophora, 1443 nucleotides. NCBI's taxonomy places the organism in Eukaryota, Metazoa, Nematoda, Chromadorea, Rhabditida, Trichostrongylidae. The record is from the annotation of a GenBank genome assembly.
AUGAAGAGGCCGGCACUGGAAGGAAACUAUUGGAGGCUUGACCAAAUUCUCAAGAGAAAAGCAAGUCAAGGCGUACACAUUUUCAUUCUCAUGUACAAAGAAGUGGAAAUGGCUCUCGGUCUGAACAGUAUAUACAGCAAACGCACAUUUCAAGCUCUCCAUCCUAACAUCAAGGUUAUGCGGCACCCUGAUCAUUACCCAUCCACAGGGACAUUUUUCUGGGCACAUCAUGAGAAACUAGUUAUCAUUGAUCAGCUUAUUGCGUUUGUUGGUGGAGUUGAUCUUUGCUUUGGCCGUUGGGAUGACCACCACCAUAUGCUGACUGAUCUUGGAUCAGUGCAGUUUGGUCAGCAACACCUCGUUAUGCACAGCAUUAACAUGGCUUCUGGUCUGAGGUCAUUGGUGAGUGCUCCACUCACUCUUUCACCACUUGGCCUGGAAGAAACGGAGGAAGUUGAUUCCAGUAAGAAAGAAGGAUCUGAUUCCACUAAGAAAGUUGAGUCGCCUGAAAAGAGUGAAGGUCAUUUCUGUCAUGUCAUUUCUGGAGGAGAUUCGAAAGAACCACGUCGAGUGACAACAAUCACAAUCGGUAACGUUGAGGAAGGCGAGUCGUCAGAUCUGGACAAGUCCGCAGGAGAUAGUCAGGUCGUUUACGCUGAUGCAGACACAGGAGGGGUGUUGCUCACUAUAAGCCGGAAAGGUACUCGUUCUGUCUCAGCAGAUUCACCGCGGAGGACUCCCACACCUGAACCUUCAGCUCCCAGUCCUCCGCCAUCUGAGCGUAGUGCAGCUUCACGAAUAGCUUCUGUUUCCGGAAAGAAACCCACUUUUCUCAGUGUGGUUGAGGAUGCCAAAGGAAAGAAGAAAGCUGAAGAGCAUGUUCGUCGAGCUGCAUCAGCAGCAGCUCGGUCACGCGCUCCUUUGGAUAUGCUUGACAAAGCGGGUCCACCACCAUCUGUGCUUGGUAAAGCUACGAAAAUGGGUUUGGACUUCUCAACGGCUGUGGAAAAGUACAAGGAAUACGUUCAAAGUGGAGCAGUACAGAAGGAGAAACAUCGCUCGCAAACUCCGCCAUUGAAGAGAAAGGAAAGUCGUUUUACCAGAGCAGUUGAUAACUGGAAGAGCAAUCGAGCCAGAAGGAAGUGGAAGCAGGUGCUAGAUUCUGAUGAAGUGACAGCUGGCUAUGAACUGGACUUCCUACGUCUCAAACAAAUGGACUCUGAAGAUAAAGACUCAAUAGAUGGUGGUGUGAAAUUGUGGAUGGGAAAGGAUUACGUGAACUACAUCUACAAAGACUUCGUAGAAGUCGACUUGCCUUUCCAUGAUUUCAUCGAUCGCGGCGCCACACCUCGUAUGCCAUGGCACGACAUUCAUUCUGUUACAUUUGGAGUACCUGCUAGAGGACGUUGCCAGACAUUUCAUACAGCGAUGGAAUGCAACUAA